Molecule: messenger RNA, 1681 nt
Organism: Paramisgurnus dabryanus
Lineage: Eukaryota; Metazoa; Chordata; Actinopteri; Cypriniformes; Cobitidae
Source: RefSeq, a predicted model, not a curated record
UCACAUACUUAAUAUUGUCAGUGGAUAAACUCUAAUGUUGCGCAUAUAUCCAUUCAUAUAGGCUAUUAAUAAUGCUUUAUUUACAUUAUGGCUUACUGUCCACGUCGAAUUAAAAUUAAAUUAUUUUACAUUAAUCGAUUAUUAGUCCAAUUAAUGCGUAACGUGCCUACAGUCUGUUGCAAACUUGCGCGUGGCGAUCAGUAAAACCUUGAUGCCUCCUUUAAAUGUGGAAUGAAUUAAAAAAGCGCGUGCAUGUGUUCACCCCUUGUCAUUUUCAAGCAACCUGGCGUAGAGAGAAGCUUUGGGGUAGACGAGGACACACCCGAAUAAUGUACCUCUCCUCCCCUCCUCUACGCCUGCCCCGUUACGCACAAUGCGCGGUGCGCCGGGAGCUACGGCAGACAGUGGCAGCCGGGAUUUAAGGAAUCAGAUGUGUGUUUGUCGUGUUCAUCACGGCCACACGGACACCGGAGUGCCAUCCUGACUUCGGGAAGGCUGUCGUGACUUCUGGCAACUAUAGAGGAAGCCCUUGGCUGAUUUCUAAGUUUAUCCAGCAGUCAACCCCCUGAUAACACACUGGCCCUUUGUGCUCCCUGCCAUCAAGCCCCCUUCUCUGUGGGUAUCCCGCUUCCAUUUUCCCAACGCGUGGUGCCCUGCUUCGGUGAAAAGUGCAGGCUUCACCUUCCCGCAUCAUGACCGUGGCCACGACCGACCCCUCAGAUGAGGCAUCAGCACACCCCGGUCAUCCUCAUGACUAUGACCCUGGAACAGAACAGGAAUGCUGCGAAAGAGUGGUCAUCAACAUCUCAGGCCUGCGUUUCGAGACGCAGCUAAAUACCCUCUCGCAAUUCCCCAAAACCUUACUCGGUGACCCCAAAAAGCGAAUGAGAUAUUUUGACCCUCUAAGGAACGAGUAUUUUUUCGAUCGAAACCGGCCCAGCUUUGACGCCAUCCUCUACUAUUACCAAUCCGGCGGAAAGUUGCGGCGACCCGCGAACGUGACUUUGGACGUCUUUUCGGAGGAAAUUCGCUUUUACGAGCUCGGAGAAGAAGCCAUCGAGAUAUUCCGAGAGGAUGAGGGGUUUAUUAAAGAGGAGGAGAGGCCGAUGCCUGACAAUGAGUUUCAAAAGCAAGUCUGGCUGCUGUUCGAGUAUCCGGAAAGUUCAGGGGCUGCCAGGAUUAUCGCCAUUAUUUCCGUUAUGGUCAUCCUCAUCUCCAUCGUCAGUUUCUGCCUUGAAACGCUUCCCAAUUUCCGCGACGAUGCACAGGAGUUGCACAAAGUCCCCGUUAUUGUCAAUAACUCCACAACCACUUACACGUCCGCCUACUUUAAGGACCCUUUCUUUAUUUUGGAGACGCUAUGCAUCAUCUGGUUCAGCUUUGAGUUCUUGGUGCGCUUUUUUGCGUGCCCGAGUAAAGCGAGCUUCUUUGUGAACAUAAUGAACAUGAUUGACGUGGUGGCCAUCAUCCCCUACUUCAUCACAUUGGGAACAGAACUGGCAGAGACGGCAGAGGACGGUCAACAAGGACAACAAGCCAUGUCUCUUGCGAUUCUGAGAGUCAUCCGACAUUUGUUUAAAACUUCCUUGUGCAAUAAUGAUUUCUGAAGUAUUUUUAUCAAAUAAAUCUAGGCUUGAUGAGCGUAUCAGUGCUCUUCAAAAAUUGUAUUACAUUGCAUGCA